AUGGCAUCCUCAUCCAAGGCUCCGGUCAAACCCAUCAAGCUAGAGCCCGAUCAGGUGUACAUUCAUGUAUCAUACUCAUCUACUGAACCUCCAUCAGCUGUAUCACUCAAUAAUGUCGAAGCGAAGUAUCUGGGUCCGUUAGGUGAAUUAUCUGGAGAAGGGAUUUAUCAAAUUCAAUCUCAUGGACAACCUGUCAAGAGGAAUGAUGAGAAUUGGCAGAAUUCGCAGAAAGAUUUGCUGGAGAGAGUGACAAGGAGUGAAGGGGUAAAAAGCGUCAAAGUUAUGGACGAACCUAAACAACGCGCUAAGAGAGAUGAAUUCUGA
This is a messenger RNA of Kwoniella mangroviensis CBS 8507, 324 nucleotides long. RefSeq lists its product as uncharacterized. NCBI's taxonomy places the organism in Eukaryota, Fungi, Basidiomycota, Tremellomycetes, Tremellales, Cryptococcaceae. The record is from RefSeq and is a predicted model, not a curated record. The coding region runs from base 1 to 324 and encodes 107 amino acids. The transcript has a single exon.